Diabrotica balteata is the source of this 939-nucleotide messenger RNA. NCBI's taxonomy places the organism in Eukaryota, Metazoa, Arthropoda, Insecta, Coleoptera, Chrysomelidae. The record is from the annotation of a GenBank genome assembly.
AGGGAUUUUGCAAUAUUGCAAUCGCUUAAGUUAAGUCAUUUGCAAACCAAAGAAAGGAAGUAUUUUUAGUGAUAUCAAGUUUAAAUGUAAUGUAAUCUCGUUCAACCCACGUAAGAAUACAGUAAACACAAAAUGCCUGAAUUGUCACAAAUUAGAAAUUUCAGACUCAAGAUCCUGUUUCUGAUUCAUUUCAUUUUUAUGUCGUUAAGUACGAUGGGAUAUUGGAGUUCCAAUGCAUAUCUGUUUUAUAACAGUUUGCUUAUUGUUCUCUUCCUUUGGAGUUUGUAUCAUGAUCAAAGUCAUGAACCUAUACAAUUGGCAAUUGUUGUAAAUGGGAGUUCUAUAUUUUUAGAUAUAUUAAUCUUGGUAAUGGGUUUUCCAUCUUCUACCGAUAGUGCCAGAAAUAAAUUUUCAGCAGCAAUGGCAAUACUACAUCUUAUAAUUCGCCCAUUCAGUACAAUACUGUUAAUAAAGAAUUUGGAAGAACGAAGUGGUGCCACAGGUGUGCUAACUGGAAUAUUCCCUGGCGGUAACAGUACUGGAAGUGACGCCUACGAAGACCUCGACAGACCUGUCAUUCCUCAGAGUUCAGGAAAAACUGGCGGAUAUGAUUUCUCUUCCGCUCAACAAAUUUAAGUAAUAUUCUUUAUAUGAUUUAUCGUUUGCGUUUUUGGAUUUUCAAAUUACCUUAGCUGUAUAUAUUUUUAUAAAAACCUAAUGAAAUAUAGGCAAGAAAUAUCCUAAAUAUAUAAAAAUGAGUUUUGUAGUGUAAGGAUUGUAUUUUAUGGAAAAUACGUUUUAAAAUAUUUUUCGAUGUUGUAUUUCUAGUCUACUUAAUGACGGAUUUUAUUUCUUAAUCAUUAUAGUCGAGUCAAUGUACUAUGAAAGUGCUGUAAACUUCUUAAUCCUCGUAUAUAGGUCUGAUUUUGAUAAUUUUUA